Messenger RNA from Drosophila subobscura, 2454 nucleotides. Its product is annotated as protein glass. Gene Ontology annotation, biological process: regulation of transcription by RNA polymerase II. The transcript has 5 exons. The record is from RefSeq and is a predicted model, not a curated record. Gene Ontology annotation, molecular function: DNA-binding transcription factor activity; RNA polymerase II cis-regulatory region sequence-specific DNA binding. Lineage: Eukaryota; Metazoa; Arthropoda; Insecta; Diptera; Drosophilidae. Bases 372 to 2165 code for a protein of 597 amino acids.
CUUAUGCUCGUCGCCAAAAGUCGUAGUCGUCGUCGUCGCUUCUUGCCCCGCACACGGCGCUCAACUGAAUCCGACUCAGAACUCAAAGUUUGCACAACGCUAUCCACACACACACACACAUCCAACCACACAGCAAAAGUCAUACCAGAAUUAUUCCCCCACGAUCGUGUAAUAUUCGGCAUCAAAACCAUCGAAAUCUAACAACAAAUCUUUGUGUUAAUCUGCGAAUGUUUUAAUUUAGUGUACCACAGAUCAUGAGAUCGAAUAAUCUCUUCAAAAGUUGGAAAUUAAGGCCACAAUAUGAAGCGUAGGAAAAGCAGAAACAAAACGCCAAACGCUGAUUUUAAACGUUCCAGAGCUGGAGUCAUGUCAUGGGAUUGUUAUAUAAAGGUUCCAGACUCUUGAACAUAAUUCUGGAUUCCCUGGAAGAUCAAGAGGGUGGAGCUAUGUACAUAUCGUGCGAUGUCUCAAACGGAGGUCCCGUGGAACCAGAAACGGGCUAUGUGCCCAACAAUCCCUUAUUCGGCCUGGCGCUGGACAGUCCGCAGCAAGAGUGCGCAGCAUCCUGCGUCGGCUGUCUGUCCUGCCAAGGCAACACCGCCCUGCCCAUCUCCUCGCUCACCAGCAGCGACUUUGACUGCGGCGGCUGCUUCGAUCCCACCAUCGGUGUCGGCAUCGGCAUUGGCAUCGGCGGCGUCGGCGGCCACAUCCAGAUCAACACCACCCCGCCGGCGAGCAGCGGCAGCAAUCUAACCGGCACGGGCGCCGGUAGCGGCGGCAACAACGCCGGCAACGGCAGCAACAGCUACUGGAGCACCGACGAGAUGGCAUCCACAUUCCCCGGCCUGCCGCCCCUGGACAUUGAUCCGUUGCCCAGCCUGUUCCCCUUCUCACCCUGCGGCGCCUCCUACAACUUUGCGGGCAAUCCGCAUCAGGCCUCGCUCUCCUACACCGUCCAUCCCCACCAGAUGCUCAUCUCGCCGAACGGCGGCCAGCAGCACGGGCAUGGCAACCACCAGUCGCAGCAUCAGCAUCACCAGCAUCAGCACCUGCACUCGCAGCAGACGCAGAACCAGCCAUCGCACGGCGGCAAUGCGCUCCUCCAGGGCAGUGGCUCCUCCAACGGCGGCGGCCCCGGCAGCGGUUCGUGCUACUAUGAGGCGGGACCCAGUGCACCCACAGCCGCCGCUGCCAUGUAUCCCAGCAUGAGUGUGAACGUCAGCAUGAACAUGACCAUGCACCAUGGCUAUGGGGCAGCCGACGGCACGGGCGUGCCCAUGCAGUGCUCCCAGAUGAACUGGACGCCGCCGAGCAGCUCCUCGGCCGUGAAUGUGCUCUACCCGCCGCUGCUGAGUCCCACACAUUAUCCCGCCUCGGCCACGUACUCCUUCACGGCGGACUUUAGGGCGCCUGUGCCCACGCCCACGGCACUGGGAACUCUGCCGUCGCUCACAGUGGGUGACAAGGAGUCGCCAUCGCCGCCUGCCACCAGCACAGCCGCCGCUUUGGGCUACUAUGGCGCGGGCGUGGGUGGCGGCCAGAGCUACACGCCGCCACACAAGAGUCCCGGCAGCGGGUACCAGGUGGGUGCCUCAUCCCUGGGCCUGGGACUGUCUGCCUUCGAUGACGAUGGGGAGGACAGCACCGAGGAUGGGGAGGGCAGCGCCGGCGGUGAUUUGAAGCCGAAUCUGUGUCGCCUCUGCGGGAAGACGUACGCACGGCCCAGCACACUGAAGACGCACCUACGCACGCACUCGGGGGAGCGGCCAUAUCGAUGUCCGGACUGCAACAAGAGCUUCUCCCAGGCCGCCAAUCUGACGGCACACGUACGCACACACACCGGCCAGAAGCCGUUCCGCUGUCCCAUUUGUGAUAGACGCUUCUCGCAGAGCUCCAGCGUCACCACGCACAUGCGCACGCACUCCGGGGAGCGGCCAUACCGUUGCUCCUCCUGCAAGAAGUCCUUCUCGGACAGCUCCACCCUGACCAAGCAUCUGCGCAUCCACAGCGGCGAGAAGCCCUACCAGUGCAAGUUGUGUCUGCUCAGAUUCUCGCAGUCGGGCAAUCUCAAUCGGCACAUGCGCGUCCAUGGCAACAACAAUAAUAAUAAUGGCAGCAGCAGCGGCAGUGGCAGCAACGGUGGUGGCAGCAGCCUGCUCACAUGACAAAAGCCACGCAGUGCCGGCGGUUUUCAACACUAUCACCCCCCGCACCACCACCAGCACACAAACCUCCAUCACGUGCACCACCAGCAUCCGGCACAUCAGCACCACCAUCACCACGCCCACGCCCACGCCCACUCGCACAUGGGGAACUAUGACUACGGGAACUACAGCAUCGGCGAUUACACUCCACCCGGCGCCACACAAAACUAUUCAGGGUAUUAUUUCUGCGCACUCAACAAGCCGCCCAAGUUUGAGCGUUUCUACUAGAGCCACCCACACAUAGGUGAUG